Parasteatoda tepidariorum (common house spider) is the source of this 2104-nucleotide messenger RNA. The record is from RefSeq and is a predicted model, not a curated record. Lineage: Eukaryota; Metazoa; Arthropoda; Arachnida; Araneae; Theridiidae.
AUGGUUUGUUUACUGUUGUUNACAACCGACGAACUCAAAGAAAUGGUUUUUCCUAAUAUUCAUGAAAAUUACUGCAACCCUCAAUGGCUAUGUGAAAGAGCUAUCCUUUCUCCAACAAAUGAUAUUGUUAACGUGAUAAAUAACAAACUUUUAAAAAAAUUACCUGGUGCUCUGGAAAUUUACAAGUCGAUGGACGCUGUCAUGGAAAUAGAUCAAGUUGUCAACUAUCCGACAGAAUUUUUGAACUCAUUGGAACCACCUGGAGUGCCUGCACAUAAAUUAGAAUUGAAAAUUGGAGCACCAAUUAAGCUUUUAAGAAAUUUGGAUCCACCUGCAUUGUGUAAUGGACCAAGAUUGAUUGUGAAAAAAUUGAUGCCUAAUGUUAUUGAAGCUAUGAUUAUAACAGGACAUUCAACGGGAAAUAGUGUGCUUAUUCCUCGCAUCCCCAUCAUAUCUUCAGACAAUCCGUUUCAGUUUAAACGACUUCAGUUUCCUGUUCGACUUAGUUUUGCGAUGAGUACAAAUAAAUCUCAGGGACAAUCUUUAAAAGUCGUUGAUCUUGACAUGCAGAAGCCUUGCUUUUCACAUGGACAGCUUUAUGUUGGCUGCUCAAGAGUUGGUGAUGAAAAGAACUUAUAUUUAUUGGCACCAAAUGGAAAAACUAAAAAUAUUGUUUAUAAAGAAGUUUUACAAGAAUAGGAAAAAUUAUAUACUAUCUGUAUGCUGACUGACACAAGUUUUAUUUUAUUGCUGUUUCUUAAAUAUGUUAUUAACUGCGUUUUAAUAUUCAGCUAUUGGCGAAUGAUGAUUUCGAAAGCAACUUUUGUAUGCUUUUACAAUUUCUGAGGCCUUUUUUUAAAAAAAAAAAAAAAAAAAACAAGUCUCCACCUGAUAGUUAUAUUAUAGGUUAGGUUACCAUAGGCCUUAGGUUACCAUAGCAAAGUUACAUCUUCAAACAUCCUCAAGAGCUAUAACACAUCUGCAGCAGAACUGGAUAUAAAGACAAAAUUGCAGGAGAGGAACACUUUAAUUGUCCACUAAUCUUCAGAUUUCCUGCUAUGUUUUAAAAAACUUUAUUUGUGAAAACCUUUAGCGUGGUGGACAGCUGGCUGCCUUAGACGGCUAGUAUUCAAAUAAUUUUUUUCCCAUCAUUGUUAAAAAAAGUUAUGUUCAUAUUUUUUGCAUAGAACUUUUCAAAUAUAAUUAAAGUUUGAAAGUUCCUUUUAAAAUAUAUUUUAGAAGCUAUUCUAAAUGAUAUUGAUUUUAUAGAUGUGAUGUUGAUUUUACAUGUCGUCGCUUUGAAACUAAACCGUGGUAACUCAAAAAAGCAAGUUUUUCAGGAGAGCGAUUUCAAACUUUCCGCGCUAAUGCUAAUCGCGGCAAUGCAAUGACGAUUUAUCUGCUCUCUAAAUUAACUUUAUGGAACUAUAAAGAUAACAGGCUGUUUUUCUAAAAGGGUGACUUUUUUUUUACACAAAAUGACCCAAAAAUCUCAUUUUUCGACUUUUUUUAGUUACAACGGUUUAGUUUCAAAGCGACGAUGCGUGCUCAUUUUUAUAAUUUGUUUUAGAUCUUUUGUGCUUUAAGAUUUUAUGCGACUGGAUGUUACCAGAAAAACAUUACCACUGAUACUUGUGGAAGCAUGACUCAAGCAAGUGUGAGCAAUUCAAUAAGAAGUGUCACCAUUGCUAUUAAUGAAUUGAUGUUUAAAGAGUAUAUAAAAUUUCCUGCCCUUGAAAGUGAAAGAGAAAUGUUGAAGAGAGAAUUCUUCGAUUACUCAGGUUUCCCGGGUGUGAUAGAUGCUUUCGAUUGCACGCAUGUGGCCAUAGUAGCUCCGCAGAAUGAUGGCAAGCAUCUAGAAAAAAACUAUGUAAAUCGAAAGAAUUUUCAUUCUCGGAAUGUUCAACUGGUAAGAUGUUUCAUUUUUGAAUUAAUAAUAUAAAUACGAUACAUUAAUUUAGUCAAUGAGUUAACAUUUUAUGCAAAACGUAAAACAGAGUUUCCACUCAACAAAUUCGUUAAAAUAAUUGACAUAUAGGGGAGUGUCGGGUACCCCCGCCCACUGUCAAUUUCAUAUGUAUAGAAUAUUUUUUCAAGUCAAUGG